Molecule: messenger RNA, 1407 nt
Organism: Cephus cinctus (wheat stem sawfly)
Lineage: Eukaryota; Metazoa; Arthropoda; Insecta; Hymenoptera; Cephidae
Product: pre-mRNA-splicing factor CWC22-like
Exons: 1
Coding region: 78-1379 (433 amino acids)
Molecular function (GO): nucleic acid binding; zinc ion binding
Source: RefSeq, a predicted model, not a curated record
UCCUAUCAAUUCAAACCACUCUAUUCAAGUUGGUACCACGAACGAAUUCAGUCACAUACAAUGUAUGUAUGUGACUAAUGAGACGUUUGUUAAAUAACCAUUUCGGAACUGCUCAAACUUGUUACUCCAACAUGGCAGAUGCAGAUUUAUCUCGAUCCCUAAUAGAAGCAUUUAACUUCACAACAUCGCAAGCUAGAAUACAAAACGCAGCAUUAGAAAUUCCUAAAUACGACGGUGAGACAACCUCACUUACAAAUUUUGUACGUGCUGUGAAAACCGGAGCACAACAGUUAGUAGCUGGCGAAGAAACGCGAUACCUGCUCCAUGUAUUAAACAAACUCCGUGAAGCCGCGCGAGCUAGCGUAGAAGAAAAAGAUUUCACCACACUUGACGAUCUAAUAGAACACCUAAAGAAGCGAUAUGCUCCAGGAAGGAAUUUAUCUUCCUUCCUUAGUGAAAUAGGAAGACUGAGAAUAGGAAAGACGGAAAGUCUGAGAAAAUAUAUAAAUAGAACAACGAAACUAUAUCAAAAGACACGAGCCGCUCAACUUGACAAAUAUCGCAACGACAAAGAAAGGAGAGCGGAAUUAGAAGAACAUACUCUCAAAAAUUUUCUAUACGGAUUACCUCGUGAGAUACGCCAGGAGGUUGUAAUGAAAAAUCUAAAAUCGUUAGAUGCUGGAUUCGACCUAGUCAUGGAACUAGAAAGGAAAAUAAAAAAUCAUAAGCGAGCUCGCAAUAAUUAUGACAGUGAUUCGCCAGAUGACUACCGGAAGUCCAGAAGAAACCACUCGAGUAGGCGAUCACACAAACGAGUUUCGUACCCAAACUCUCCAAGCCCAUACGAUAGGUAUCACAAAAGACAUUACCGAGAUGUCUCUAGUUCAAGUUCAAGCGCGAGCUCUACUUCUGAAUCCAGUGAUGACGAAAGAGUCAAUCACCAUCGCACUUACGGAAUGCAUGUAAGGAGGUAUCGUUCAUCCUCAGCAUUCACCGACACUUCCAGGUCUCGCGAUCAGAAUAGAGAGAAAACGCCCGAACGUAGGAAGCAGCGAAAAAAAUUAUUUUGCUGGAAAUGCGGCAACAAGGGUCACGACGGAAAAACUUGCCGAAAAUCUCGUGCAAAAUCUCCGUCACCCAGUAGGGAGAGAAAUCAUCGAAGAUCCAAUCGCCAUAGAUCAUCCUCUACCGGAUCCACCGGUUCUUUAAACUCGGAAGGCGCUCACCGCGUUCCACACAUGGUGAGCGACAAGAAAUUCAAAGCGAACGACGAAGAGAAGACCGUGAGGUUCACGGACAGAACAACACCCAAGGAAGACCAGAAUACUACGUCAAGGAAGCUCCUCCACCGACGAUCAUCCUCCAAGUCCCCGAGCUAAGAGGAAAAGAAAAUAUCUUUCUAAUCGA